Anastrepha obliqua is the source of this 4274-nucleotide messenger RNA. RefSeq lists its product as uncharacterized. Gene Ontology annotation, molecular function: chloride channel activity; extracellular ligand-gated monoatomic ion channel activity; neurotransmitter receptor activity. The record is from RefSeq and is a predicted model, not a curated record. Gene Ontology annotation, cellular component: membrane; synapse; neuron projection. Gene Ontology annotation, biological process: chemical synaptic transmission; signal transduction; nervous system process. The coding region runs from base 96 to 4169 and encodes 1357 amino acids. NCBI's taxonomy places the organism in Eukaryota, Metazoa, Arthropoda, Insecta, Diptera, Tephritidae. The transcript is spliced from 16 exons.
AGAAACAGGACACAGAUGUCUGCUACAGCGCAACCUUAAAACCAAUUUCAAUCGCUUGACUUGACUGGGCUGUGUGGCCACUCCGAUGCCCUAACAUGGGCUGCGCCUCCGAAGCUGCGAGAACGAGGACACAGCGCAGCAUCAACGGCGAUAAAUACAACAGCAAUACAAACAGCCACAUUGAGAGUCACCGCAACUGCAACAACAUCAACAACAACUGCUUUGAUAGCUAUAAAAGUAGCGACAGCAAUAGUGUGGGUUUAUUGAGUUCAGGAGUGAUCUGUCAAAGCACAGUUGACAGCGAGGAGGAGGCAACAAUUUCAAAAGAUAAUAACUGCCGACAACAAGCAGACACAACCACAGUUAGAGCAAUAGAAAAGACACAAAAGCACCGAGGAGUGGCAAAAACACAAAGUGCUGAAGCGGAAGAGACUGAAAAGCAAAUACAAAUUGAGUGCGGCGAUAGUGAACGCGUUGAAGCGGAGGCGGGGGGGAUUGCGGUUGAGAAAUUUCAGUGUACGGACGGACGUUGUAAAUUGCGCGCUAGAGCCUGUGAAAGCUGUCGCACAAGUGAGGUUGAUACUAAUAAUAAUAGCAACACCAACAACAAAGAGAACAACGAAAAGGGAAGUGUUUGUACAAACUUUCGUCACACAGAAAACGGAAGAAAUAAUUGUUGCCACCGACAGCUACCGCGAGAACAACUGCCGCAAACGUGUGUCGCGCUGCCGCCUCAAGCAAAGCAAGCAGAGCAAAAGCAAUUGCCAGAAAAUGAGUUGUGGUGUCGCGCAAGUAGCGAUGGCUUGGCGCUGCCAACGGAAACCGCUGCAACGGCGUCUGCGACCGCCUCCGCUUUGGCGCGCACAAACUACUAUGGCGCCAUGACAGCAACAGCCACACAUAAUAUGGCUGCCACAAUGACGGCAGCAUGCAGCGGACGCAGUGAAAAUCUACAAGAGUUGUUGCAGUAUGCGCGCAGCACCCUAACCGACCGACUGGUUCGCCUGCGAGACUGUGUGAGCUACUACAUGGCGAAAGAGUUGGAUAUGUGCGCAGCAAAGGGGGAGGUGGAGAGUUUCGACGUUUGGGCAAAAGCGACGAGGCGGGGGCGGCGUAGGCAACACAACCAAGAACAGCAGCAGCAGCAGCAGCAGCGGAAGCGUUUGCAGAGUGAAUGCCUACCACUGCAGUUAGCAUAUAAGCCACAGCGCCCGGAACAGCAACAGCAACAUCAACAACAACAAAAGCAACGAAGUGAUGUAGUGCUAGCUGCGAAGUGCUGCCGUCAACAGCAGCGUGAACAGCAGCGGGAGCUGCGAGCGACUUUAGGAAGACAAAGGGACGCGUUGACAUACUGCCACCACCAACAACAACACCACGACCACCAACAGCAACUACGACAGCAGACACAAUUUCAGCAUCAACAAAUGCCAGUUAAUAAUAAAAAACAAAAACCACUCACAGCGUCACAAAUACAAAAACACCAUUCCCCACAACAGCAACAACAACAACAACAGCCACAAAAGAAGCCGCAACAACCACAAAAACACCAACAGCAGCAGCAGCAACAGCAACAGCAACAAAAGCAUCAACAACAGCGACAUCGCUUGCGUCGCGGCGUUCAGACAGUUGCGGCUGCCGCUUACGGCGCCUUCAGCUAUAUCGGUCACAAUUACUACCAUCUGCUGGGCAAUUCAAUUAGCUUCUAUGCCGCAUCUAGUGUUAUAUUAGUGCUCUGCUAUUUGACCACGACAACGGCAGCGGCUCAUUCGCCCGACAAGGCGCCAUUCGACAAGCAUCCCAUUCAAGGCAUCGAUUGGUCAAAAUUUGACGAGUCCAGCUCGGAUAAAGAAAUUUUGGACUUGUUGUUAGAGAAGAAACGUUACGAUAAACGUCUACUGCCACCAGUCAACGAUGAAGACUUUUGCUGUGGUUUAUCUUCACCGGAUAUGGCCAAAGUCAGCAACUCAAGGAGGCCACACAACCGCGGUACUUUGACGGUAAAUGUGAAUGUAUUGUUGCUCAGUUUGGCCUCGCCCGAUGAGAGUAGUUUGAAAUACGAAGUGGAAUUUCUACUCAAUCAACAGUGGAACGAUCCACGUCUUCAAUAUGGCAACAAAUCGCAUUAUGACUUUUUGAAUGCUUUGCAUCAUCACGACAGCAUCUGGACACCGGACACCUAUUUCAUUAUGCACGGCGACUUUAAGGAUCCCAUUAUACCAAUGCAUUUCGCUUUAAGAAUCUACCGAAACGGGACCAUUACGUACGCAAUGAGACGCCAUUUAAUCCUAUCCUGCCAAGGUAGCCUACACAUAUUCCCAUUCGAUGAUCCAAAGUGCUCCUUCUCCAUGGAAAGCAUUUCCUAUGAGGAGGCGCAAAUCAAGUAUGUUUGGAAAAAUGACGAGGACACGCUGCGUAAGAGUCCCUCCCUUACCACAUUAAAUGCGUAUUUAAUAAAGAAUCAAACAACACCCUGCGACCAAAAUAGUUGGCGAGGGAACUACAGCUGUCUUAGGGUCGAUUUAAUAUUUACCAGAGAUCGUGCAUUCUAUUUCACCACCGUUUUUAUACCUGGCAUUAUCCUGGUGACGUCAUCAUUUAUAACAUUCUGGCUAGAAUGGAAUGCAGUUCCAGCUAGAUCGAUGAUAGGUAAUUACAGUUGCCUAGAAGUCGAGUUGACUUUUACCAGGGACCGUGCAUAUUAUUUCACCACUGUUUUUAUACCCGGCAUUAUAUUGGUGACAUCAUCAUUUAUCACAUUUUGGCUGGAAUGGAAUGCUGUGCCAGCCAGAGUUAUGAUCGGUGUAACAACAAUGUUGAAUUUCUUCACAACAUCAAACGGUUUCCGCAGCACACUGCCCGUCGUCUCGAAUCUGACCGCAAUGAAUGUGUGGGAUGGCGUCUGCAUGUGCUUCAUCUAUGCCUCGCUACUGGAGUUUGUAUGCGUUAAUUAUAUGGGUCGGAAGAGACCGCAACAUAAUGCCGUCUAUCGACCGGGCGAGAAUCCUGUCACACAGCGUCUUCCAGCGGUUCUAAGCAGGAUUGGAGUAAUUCUUGCAAGUCCUUUGGGCAUAAUCGAACGAGAAUUUCACGCUGCUUUGUCGUCUGAAAAGGCCACAAUGGGUGCAUCGAGCAGUACAACAACCGGCACCAGCAUACCAGUUACACCCACACCGAUGCAUCCCUACCAUGCUGAGUUGUCAUCGCCGACAACACAACCAACAUCGACACAAACUCCGCUACCACCACCACAAGCGGCCGCCGCUUUCGGCAUGAGUACAGUUGAUGCGCCGCGUAUACGUUGGGAAGAACAGCAUGGCGGUAUAAUAGGCGUCGCUAUGCAAAAUCUGCGCGCGCGUUCCAUACGUCGACGUACACGCUCACCGGGCUCGGCAACAUCAGGCGCCAGUUCGUACGCCGAUACUGAGUCGGGGCGCACCAGAACGCCAACUACAAUGUCCACAGUUAUAGAACCCGUCUAUACUGAGCCCACCUUUGUAGCGACCACUAAUGGCAACAUGCAACAGCAGCAUGAGACCACAGUUACGGUCGAAGUGGAGCCACAAGCAGCUAUACCACGACGUCGGAGCAUUUCUACUAAUACUCCACCGCUGAUAAUGAGCAGCAGUAGUAGUAGCAAGCAAACAACAGAAGCUGAGGAGGAUGCUCCUAGUGUUGCACAAACAGAUGCAUCUACGGUGGAAAUGCCACCGGAAGAUGGCAAGGACCAACCGCAGUUGGAAGCGCAAGGUGUAGCCGAUGCGAGUGGCCAUUUACCGGUGAAGCCGCCGCGUCGCAAACAAUCGCGCUCCAGUUCGCCAGUGCCAUUCUACGAGCAGGUGCAGGAAGGCGCCAAUGGUGUGGGUGGCAUAGCCGCUGAAACUUUUUUCAAAUUUACCGCCAUCUACCAGGGUGAGAAGCGACGCGAUGUGCGCGCCCCCAACGAGAUCGUUGCCUGUACGACCUGUGGCGGUAGCAGCAGCCCGUGCACACACUCGGCCAACAAUGGAUGUGCAACAGAGACUUGCUUCGUCCAAGUGCGCAAAAAGGAGCCGCCACAUCCUAUACGUAUAGCAAAAACAAUCGAUGUCAUCGCUCGAAUUACAUUUCCAACCGCCUAUGCAAUUUUUCUAAUAUUUUUCUUCGUACACUAUAAGGGAUUUUCAUAAAAAUUAGUGCAAUGGAAAUCGAUUAGGCAACUAAAGGAUAAACUAAUUUACACACUUACAUAUACACGUACGUGAAUUUACAUUCUCACCAAAUCACACACACAU